Molecule: messenger RNA, 4802 nt
Organism: Camelus dromedarius (Arabian camel)
Lineage: Eukaryota; Metazoa; Chordata; Mammalia; Artiodactyla; Camelidae
Gene: ALPK1
Product: alpha kinase 1
Exons: 18
Coding region: 607-4344 (1245 amino acids)
Biological process (GO): innate immune response; cytoplasmic pattern recognition receptor signaling pathway; protein phosphorylation
Cellular component (GO): cilium
Molecular function (GO): monosaccharide binding; protein serine/threonine kinase activity; ATP binding
Source: RefSeq, a predicted model, not a curated record
UUUUUUAGGAAGAGCCAAGUGAAAGAAGUCUCCUGAGAGAAAGGUCUCAAUGCUUUGAUGCCUCAACAUUUUUCACAUGAUGGAGGACUGCAAUAAAAUCCAGGCCCUUGAGAGAGCGAUCAGAUGAGGACCCCAAUGAGUUAUGAGAGACCUCAGUGGAUCCUGACCCUGGAAACCCCGGUCAUUCUUUGUGAGAGCCAGAGGCUAGAAAGUUCUUCUAAAUCAGAAAUGGAUUGAAGUCUAAUAAACACAGAUUUGAGCAUUUCUAUUCAUUAAUUAAAUGUGGAUCUGGAAAAUUAUUUAGGGCAUAAUUCCACUGUUACAUGGCUUUAUACUGGGAAAAAAUAUCAAGAACCUGAAGACUGCACAGCCAAGCAAUUUUCUUUCUCAAAACCAUAAAUGCUAAUGAAGCCAACAAGGAAAUCAAAUCCCAAAAGAGGGAAAGAGGAAAAUGCUAUAACUUUCAAAAUAUAUAAAGAAUAUCUUUCGUAACAGGUACCUCAGCCUUGAAGGGGCUCUUUUAUUGAGAAUCGAUGUCUUCUCCUAGGUAAUUGAUCACCGUAGACGCAGGGACACUUGACUCAUCAUCAAGGGAGGGUAAUCAUCAUGAAUAAUCAAAAAGCUGUAGCUGCACUACUACAAGAGUGCAAGCAAGUGCUGGACCAGCUCUUGUUGGAGGCGUUAGAUGUGUCGGAGGAGGACAAGAGGGAGGACCAGCAGUGCAGAGCUUCACUCCCCAGGGAGUUAAGAACCCUGAUCCAGGAGGCAAAGGAAAUGAAGUGGCCCUUCGUGCCUGAAAAGUGGCAGUACAAACAAGCCGUGGGCCCAGAGGACAAAACAAAUCUGCAGGAUGUGAUUGGCGCCGGGUUGCAGCAGUUACUGGCGUCCCUGAAAGCCUCCAUCCUCGCCCGGGACUGUGCCACCGCCGCUGCCAUCGUGUUCCUGAGUGACCGGUUCCUGUACGGGCUGGACGUGUCGGGCCACCUCCUGCAGGUGGCCAAAGGGCUGCACAGGCUGCAGCCAGCCACGCCGAUUGCCCCGCAGGUGGUUAUUCGCCAAGCUCGAAUCUCCAUGCACUCAGGGAAACUUUUAAAAGCAGAGUAUAUCCUGAGCAGUCUGAUAAGCAACAAUGGAGCGACAGGUACCUGGCUGUACAGAAAUGAAAGCGACAAGGUCCUGGUGCAGUCGGUCUGCAUCCAGAUCAGAGGGCAGAUUCUACAGAAGCUGGGGAUGUGGUACGAAGCAGCAGAGCUAAUAUGGGCCUCGAUCAUAGGAUAUUUGACUCUUCCUCAGCCAGAUAAAAAGGGUAUUUCCACAUCACUCGGUAUAUUGGCAGACAUCUUUGUUUCCAUGAGCAAGAAUGAUUUUGAGAAGUUUAAAAACAAUCCUGAAAUUAACUUGGGCUUGCUGAAGGAGUUUGACCAUCAUCUGCUGUCAGCCGCGGAGGCCUGCAAGCUGGCAGCUGCCUUCAGUCCCUACACGCCCCUCUUCGUGCUCACGGCCAUGAAUAUUCGUGGCACAUGCCUGUUGUCAUAUAGUAGUUCUAAUGACUGUCCUGUAGGAGUGAAAAAUUCAUAUCUGUGUGAAGCCAAAGAGGCCUUUGAGAUUGGCCUCCUCACCAAGAAGCGUGAUGAAACAGUUACUGGGAAACAGGAGCUCCAUAGUUUUCUCAAAGCUGGUUUUGGCCUCACCACAGUGCACCAGAGACUCCAUGGGGAAACAGAGACAGUCCACGCAGCACGUCAGCUCUGUAGUGAAGCCAUGGGAAAGCUGUACACUUUCAGUAUGUCCUCCAGAAGUCAAGAGAGAGAAGCUAUCUCUCAGGAAAUUAUGUCUGUUAUCACUCGGGUGAAGGAACAUUUACAAGUUCAAGGCUUCUCAAAUUUAGAUGGCAAGUCUUAUGUUCCAGAGGGUUUCAGCUGUGGGUUGGAGAAACUCAUCUUGCAUGGGCAAGUGGAUUUCCAAAAAAUUCUUGAAACCUAUUCACAGCACCAUACUUCAGUGUGUGAAAUAUUUAAAAGCACUUGUGGAAACAACAAAAAUAAACAGAAAGAUACAAAAGUGGGAGUCUGCAUCACUGAUCUAAAAACAGAAACAAAAAACAUAGAUACUAUGAGUACUACUGAGGACAAACCACGUUUUGAAAAAGGCAUGGUAGUAUCUUCCUCCCAAAUGGCUAAGAAUGGUCAGGAGAAACUCAGAAGGGUAGGAAGGAGAAACUGGACCCGUUCUGAUGUAUUUCGAGUCUCCGUGGAUGAAGAGGUGGAGACUGAGGCUGAGUCACCAGACCACAGCAAUGGUGGGGGAGCUGUCUUGAACAAGUCUCUGAGUAACAGCCAGACCUCCAGUUCUUGGAGCAAGUUAUCAGAGUUUAGUUCUUCUACAAGUUGGGAGGAAGUGAAUUAUCAUGUUGAUGAUAGGUCAACUAGAAGAGAGCCUAGCAAGGAAGAACGUCUUGUGGACACACAGUGUUCCACGGCCCUGUCCGAAGAGCUGGAGAUCACUGGGGAGAGCAGAGCUGUGCAUCCACUGUCUUCAGAGCUUCGUGAUCUCUCUCUCCAGGUGUCCAAGGAUGACAGUUUAGAGUCUUCUCAAAGUCAGCUACACAAACACAUGCCCUUGACAACCUUCCCUCCUCGUAGCACAACAGGCACUUUGUUGGCCACGGGUGCAGGUAUGUUAGAAGAUGCUCCAGAAGGUAUGCAGGACUUCAGACAUGCAGGGUCCAGAAAUACUUCUGCUUGCCCCAGAUCCUCCUCUGGUUCUGCUUCUUGGUCUUCUGAUUCUGCUUGGCCCAAAAAAAAGGCCACAGAUCCUUCAAUCCAAGAAGAAGAAACCUUUGAAAUAAUUGAUAAGUUUCCAGAAGUCAACUGUGACACCAAAGACAGACAUGGAGAAGAGAAGGGAGAAGAAAUCAAAGGAGACAUAGGCCCUGCAUUUAAAGAUAGCCCCUGCUGGGUUGACCCAGAAGGAGAAACAGCAGAACGAGCAGAAGACGUGCCCUUAGACUUACAUGCAGUCGUGGGCGACUCUUUCGGCCGAAGCUCCACAGUAGCAUGUGGCUCUUCCACUUCUCAUUGGCCUGGUCAAAAUCCUGACUCUGGGAAAAGCGGUGGCUCAGUCAAAGGGCAGAGCGUUGACCCGGACGCCUCCACAGUGGAUGAGGAGAGCCAACUGCUGGACGGCGCGGAUGUUCAUGCCACCAGCACACAUGGCUCUUACCGACCUUGUGCUCUGAGACCGCUGUGCGGUCUGCAGGCCGAGAUCCCUAAUUCCUCAGUAAGAGGUGACAUUUCCAUCCCUGUCCUCAGCGAGGACUGUGCUACCACAGAGGAAGCAGAUGAACCUGGAAACCUGCUACACUGCAGCCAGAACUCCAGCUCGUCUGCGGCAUGGUGGUUGAAAUCACCUGCACUUUCCAGUGGUUCUUCUGAGGGAGAAAACCCAUGGUCCCUUCUGAAUUCCAGUGGAAGUUCUUUUGUUUCAUUGCCAGGAACAACAAGGCAAGAGAUCCUUGAGGCUCGCACUCUGCAGCCUGAUGACUUUGAAAAACUCUUGGCCGGGGUGAGGCAUGACUGGCUGUCCCAGAGACUGGAGAAUACAGGAGUUUUCAAGUCCGGUCAACUCUAUGGAGCACACAAUGCUCUUUUGUUAAAAUAUUCCAAGAAAUCUGAACUGUGGACAGCCCAGGAAACUGUUGUCUAUUUGGGGGACUAUCUGAAUGUGAAGAAGAAAGGCAGACAAAGAAAUGCAUUUUGGGUUCAUCAUCUUCAUCAAGAAGAAACUCUGGGAAGAUAUGUUGGAAAAGAAUAUAAGGAGCCGAAAGGGCUCUGGCACCACUUCAUCGAUGUGGAGAGGCAGAUGACUGCACAGCACUAUGUGACAGAAUUUAACAAGAGACUUUAUGAACAAAAGAUUCCAACACAGAUAUUUUACAUACCGUCUACAAUAUUACUGAUUUUAGAGGGCAAAACAAUAAAAGGAUGUAUCAGUGUGGAACCUUACAUACUGGGAGAAUUUGUGAAAUUAUCAAAUAACACGAAAGUGGUGAAAACAGAAUUCAAAGCCACAGAAUAUGGCUUGGCUUAUGGCCAUUUUUCUUAUGAGUUUUCUAAUCAUAAAGAUGUUGUGGUUGACUUGCAAGGUUGGGUGACAGGUAAUGGAAAAGGGCUCAUCUACCUCACAGACCCCCAGAUUCACUCUGUUGAUCAGAAAGAUGUCACUACCAACUUUGGAAAGAGAGGAAUUUUUUACUUCUUUAAUAACCAGCAUGUGGAAUGUAAUGAAAUAUGCCAUCGUCUUUCUUUGACAAGGCCUUCAACUGAGAAACCAAAUAAUUCGUAGACUCUCUGGAGUGGUAAUGACCACUUAGUGCUGCUGACCAGUGCCGGCUCUCCUCUCCUUCCAGGCACACAGAUUAUGGCACAGCCUGGUCCCUUUAGGUUUAGGUCGGGCCAUGGGGCUGGCCUAUGGCUUGUGAGAGGAAUUGAUGAGGAUCUCUUUCAGGCCCAUAUUGAAUUGCCAGUGCACCCUGCAGAGUCUCUUUCCCUGUGCCGCAAUUACCAAGAAUACGCCAGGAGACAGCUGCUCAUCAGCAUAAGUCCUACAAUGAGGAAAGCAUGGGAAAGAGACCCAACUGACGGACACAGAGCGCGUAUGAGAAAUAAACUUUUCUGGCUUAAGCCAUCGAGAUUUUGGAGCUUUUUGUCACUAUCUGUCAAGACUGAUAACUACUGGUGUUUUUCUUACUGAUUUAGGAGUUGUUUGUAUAUAUUAAAGAAUUCAGGCCUUUGUGAUAUGAA